Messenger RNA from Pongo pygmaeus (Bornean orangutan), 1431 nucleotides. RefSeq names its product chitinase 1 (gene CHIT1). Gene Ontology annotation, molecular function: chitin binding; chitinase activity. Gene Ontology annotation, biological process: chitin catabolic process; carbohydrate metabolic process. Gene Ontology annotation, cellular component: extracellular region. The coding region runs from base 1 to 1431 and encodes 476 amino acids. Lineage: Eukaryota; Metazoa; Chordata; Mammalia; Primates; Hominidae. The record is from RefSeq and is a predicted model, not a curated record. The transcript is spliced from 11 exons.
AUGGGCUGCAUCCUGCUGCCGAGCUGCAUCAUGGUGCGGUCUGUGGCCUGGGCAGGUUUCAUGGUCCUGCUGAUGAUCCCAUGGGGCUCUGCUGCAAAACUGGUCUGCUACUUCACCAACUGGGCCCAAUACAGACAGGGGGAGGCUCGCUUCCUGCCCAAGGACGUGGACCCCAGUCUUUGCACCCACCUCAUCUACGCCUUCGCUGGCAUGACCAACCACCAGCUGAGCACCAUUGAGUGGAAUGACGAGACUCUCUACCAGGAGUUCAAUGGCCUGAAGAAGAUGAAUCCCAAGCUGAAGACCCUGUUAGCCAUCGGAGGCUGGAAUUUCGGCACUCAGAAGUUCACAGAUAUGGUAGCCACGGCCAAAAACCGUCAGACCUUUGUCAACUCGGCCAUCAGGUUUCUGCGCAAAUACGGCUUUGAUGGCCUUGACCUUGACUGGGAGUACCCUGGAAGCCGGGGGAGCCCUGCCGUAGACAAGGAGCGCUUCACAGCCCUGGUACAGGACUUGGCCAAUGCCUUCCAGCAGGAAGCCCAGACCUCAGGGAAAGAAGGCCUUCUUCUGAGUGCAGCGGUUCCAGCUGGGCGGACCUAUGUGGAUGCUGGAUACGAGGUGGACAAAAUCGCCCAGAACCUGGAUUUUGUCAACCUUAUGGCCUAUGACUUCCAUGGCUCUUGGGAGAAGGUCACGGGACAUAACAGCCCCCUCUACAAGAGGCAAGAGGAGAGUGGUGCAGCAGCCAGCCUCAACGUGGAUGCUGCUGUGCAACUGUGGCUGCAGAAGGGGACCCCUGCCAGCAAGCUGAUCCUUGGCAUGCCUACCUACGGACGCUCCUUCACCCUGGCCUCCUCAUCAGACACCAGAGUGGGGGCCCCAGCCACAGGGUCUGGCACUCCCGGCCCCUUCACCAAGGAAGGAGGGAUGCUGGCCUACUAUGAGGUCUGCUCCUGGAAGGGGGCCACCAAACAGAGAAUCCAGGACCAGGAGGUGCCCUACAUCUUCCGGGACAACCAGUGGGUGGGCUUUGAUGAUGUGGAGAGCUUCAAAACCAAGGUCAGCUAUCUGAAGCAGAAGGGACUGGGCGGGGCCAUGGUCUGGGCACUGGACUUAGAUGACUUUGCCGGCUUCUCCUGCAACCAGGGCCGAUACCCCCUCAUCCAGACGCUGCGGCGAGAACUGAGUCUUCCAUACGUGCCUUCAGGCACCCCAGAGCUUGAAGUUCCAACACCAGGUCAGCCCUCUGAACCUGAGCAUGGCCCCAGCCCUGGACAAGACACGUUCUGCCAGGGCAAAGCUGAUGGGCUCUAUCCCAAUCCUCGGGAACGGUCCAGCUUCUACAGCUGUGCAGGGGGGCGGCUGUUCCAGCAAAGCUGCCCGACGGGCCUGGUGUUCAGCAGCUCCUGCAAAUGCUGCACCUGGAAUUGA